Cyphomyrmex costatus is the source of this 4687-nucleotide messenger RNA. It is a transcript of the gene PNUTS, whose product is annotated as Phosphatase 1 nuclear targeting subunit. Lineage: Eukaryota; Metazoa; Arthropoda; Insecta; Hymenoptera; Formicidae. The record is from RefSeq and is a predicted model, not a curated record. Gene Ontology annotation, cellular component: chromatin; PTW/PP1 phosphatase complex. Gene Ontology annotation, molecular function: metal ion binding; protein phosphatase 1 binding. The coding region runs from base 354 to 4094 and encodes 1246 amino acids. The transcript is spliced from 10 exons.
AACGGAAUGUAGCUGGGCAACGGGCACUUCCGCCUUGUUCGUUGAUUACCUACGGCGGUUUUACGCAGUCAGAUGGCAAAUGGACGACUGAGCGUGCGCGGAUUACGUAUGAGGGUCGCGUAGCGUCCGCGACAGGAAAAGUCACACAGCAGGCGGCAGUCACGAGCAGCGUUCUCAUUAUCAGGAUACCUGCAAACUACAUAUUAGGAUAUAGUUGCUUGCACCCAUCGUGAAUAUUUAUUUUACAUAAAAAGGAUUUAAUUUUAAUCAAAUACGCGCGCGCAGAUGAUUUAGAGGGUCGGUUCGCAUCCAGUGUAAUGAAAAUGCGUUAAAACGUCCUCAACAUCAGCAAAAUGCCACGUAUAGAUCCUCUAUUGUUACUCAAAUGUCUUAGCGUUUUAUUGGGCCCAACAGGAGGUAUUAAGAGUAGAGAAGAAGUUCAUCGAUUAGCUAAUUUAAUGACAAAAUUUUCUAAGAAGCUUGUUUCAAAAUGCAUUUAUAUACAAAUAUUGAAAACCACUAAUACGGAUUUGCUUAGUCAAUUUAUGAGCGCGGGAGGAUGGAAUCUUGUUCACACAUGGCUCACUGAUGGCAUUCUCGCCAAGAAUUGGGCUCUCAUUCAAGAACUUCUCGAACUUCUGCUGCUUUGUCCAAUAGAUAUUGAGCGAUUGAAGAGCAAUAAUUGCCCAAAAUUAAUCAAGGGUUUAUCAAAGGAAGGUAGUCACCAAGGUGUUCGGACAUUGGCUAGUCGACUUGUAGAGCAGUGGCUGAAAAUUGUAAAGGGAGAAGCGGCGCCGAAUUCGGUACCGGCUCAAAUCAUGACGGUUCCAGUACAAUCGAAUGUUACUAUUGGUCAAACUGCUACUUCAUCAUCACAACAACAGCAGCAACAGCAGGAGCAGCAACAGCAGCAGUACUCUGCGAACACUCCGCAAGCUGUAAAUAUCACUGAAACUGCCACCAUUCACAUACAGGACUUGAAACUCGAACAAUCUGCUGUAAAUAUUUCAAUAAAUCAGCAAGCAGAUUCAGAGAAGCAACAACAACUGCAGGAAAGGCUACAGCCGCAAACGGUGCAAAUUGUUGGCAAGGCACAACAAACGCAAGUACAACCGCAAAUAACACAACAACAAUGUAAAAAGCAAUCCUUUGUCGUUGUAUCGACGUCUUCAACGACAUCACUGCCCGUUUACAAAAUUACAAUUCGCGAUGGCAAUCAGGUUCUCGCAAAGGUAGAGACUGACGUCGCGAAUAUAAAUAACGCCUUAGAUACAACUAGUACGAGUACGGAUAGUGAACACGGUUCCUCAGACGUUAAGGAAGCGAAGGUAGAAUCGGAGGAGUUAGACGUGAAAGAAGAGAAUGGCAGUGCGACUAUCGAUCGAGACGAUGUAAUAGAUAUUGUACAAUCGGACGAUUCGGGACAUGUUCCUAGUGAAGUGAAACAAACUGUAGUUAGUUCAAAAGAUAAUGAGGAUACUGAAGGUGUUGAAAGCAAAGACAUUAAAGACUCUAAGGACAUUGUCAGUAGUGAUAGCGGUAAAUCUAGUGAUAAAGAAAAUAGGGACUCUCAUAAAAAAGACGAUAAAAAAUGUAGUACUAGUAGCUCCGAUAAGAAAAGUAGCGGCCAUCAUCAUGGCUCGUCUUCGUCUUCGUUAUCAUCGUCUAAAAGUUCUAAGCAUGGCACGAGUUCCAGUGCACAUCGCAGCAGUUCUACAUCCCAUAAAUCUAGUAGUCAUCGUUCCGGUUCUAGUAGUAGUAGUAGUAGUUCUAAAAACUCCAGCUCUAGCAAAGAUAGGUCUUCCAAGGAUAAACAUCACUCCAGCUCAUCUAGCAAGCAUAGCUCAAAUAGAAGUAAAUCGGAACGAGACAAGGAACGGGAUAAAGAGAAAGAGAAGCAGAAAAAAGAUCAAGCCGAAAAGGACAAGGCAACUCUGGAGAAGGUACAAGGACAAGCUUUGAGUUCUAAGAUGGGUAAAAUACCAAAGAAGCGUACGGAAGAUGAGAAAUCAGGCGAUGCAAGAAAGUCUUCAACAGAGUCGCGCGAUAGCUCAAAAGAAAAUAAAGAAAAGGCAGAUUUGAAGAAGGAUAUUAUUGCGACAAAGCAAAUUAUUACCGAAAAGAAGAAUAUAUCUAUUUCCAUUGAGAAUAGAAAAAGUAGCCAGGAUUCAGGGACGCGACCGAAGACGGUAAAGACGUUCAACUCUAAAUUCAGAUCUACGGGCCUAGAAGAAGAAGUAAAACCACCACCACCUAGAUCGAAGAAAGUGGCUCCUGUUGUUGAUAAGAAGAUUCUACCUCCGAAAUUACCCUUGAAGAGGCCAUCGCCAAUGAGAGACGUUCCACUGGCGGAGAGACGUAUGAAGGUAUCAUUGGAUUCACCAACAACUCCACCAAACGACGAGAAAAAGGGAGGAAUUAAGCUGAUUCCGCCAAAACCUAAACCGAUGAUGUUACAAGAAAGCGAUAUGUUUAUGGAUGCUCUCACUGCGUCUACCAAAAGUAAGGAACCGAGAAAGCGUAAACGGAGAGCUUCUAUCACGAAGGAUGGACCUUCAGAAAGUAAGAAACAAGAAAUUGUUAUUUCCGAUAAUUGUGACAGUACGCCACCACCUACUUCACCUUCAAAUGUCGAAGAGAAAUCGCCGGUCGCCCUUAAACCUAAUUUUAAGUUCUAUCAGGAUACGUUGGAAAUAGAAGAAGACAAAGAUCAAAGGGAAAGAGAAAGUGGCGAAGAAGAAUCGAAGAAGGAUAAAGAUCAGCUGCUUGAUGAAGAGAAAGACAAUAGAGACGAUGAUGAUAUUGGAAGUAACACACCGACACCCGAAGACGAUGUGGAAGAAAUCAAAGACGUAGAAUCACCAGAAGAUGUGUCUUCGAUAAUUUCGGAGUCGAUGAAGAAGGAUAAUUCCUUUCCCGAAAUACGAUAUGUAGAUGGACUUAAAAGCGUUCUAUUACUUCAAAAGCGUAAAGGGCCGAAAAAGGUUUUAAAGUGGAAGACAGAUCUAGAAUCUAUACGUUACUUCGAAUUGGACGAAACGGAAAGAGUUAACGUAACGAAGACAUUUACCGAUAUGAAACAGAUGGAAAAACAAAAUGAGAGGGAAGCAUUCCAGAUGGCUCGAAAAUUAAAUACUGAAGACUUAAUGGAGGAGAGAACAAGAUGGAAACCUUUAAUUCCGAUUGAUCUACCACCUCCGUUAGUGGAGCCUGGAAAGGAUAGCAAAGAGAAGGAUGUCCAAUAUGCUCGUGAAAAAGGCAUUCUUCAAGCCCUUUAUUUUAAUCGAAGCAUGAUUCCAGAUUCUGCGGCCGAACCCGAUGAAGAACGGCAUCAUGUGAUGACCGAUCCUAAAAUAAUACCGUUAGAAGAUCUCACGGGCAAUAAAGAGAGCGAGAAAGACUUCACAGCGGUACCAUGGCCAGAACCUAAGCCACAACCACCGCAACCGUCGACUGUAACGACGUUCCAUUAUCCGACAACGUAUCCGCACAAUCAACAAAGUAUGAUGACGGUUAUGGGACCUCAAUCGACAAUGGGCCCCAUGCCGCAAAUGCCACAACAGAUGAUGGCUCCUACGCACAUGGCGCCCAUGGCUCCGGAGAUGGCGGGACCGAUGCCAGCCACUGGUGGUGGCGGUUGGAGAACAGGCGAUGGCAAAGUCCUCGUGCCGGACGUUAGUAUAAAUCCGAUGACAAACAUGUCAGCUGGUUUUAAUCAGGGAAUGGAAGGUGCUCCCAUGGUACCACCGGGAAUGAUGGGACCACCACCCAUGUACAAUCAAGAAAAUUAUGGCAUGAUGUGCCCCGACGACAUGGGAUACAAUAACUUUCAAGGUCCGCCCGGACCGAUUUACGGUCCUGGACCUAACUUUCCAGGUCCAAGAGGCGCUCAUAUGCACAACAGAGGUAGAGGUGGUCCUGGUUGGGGAUAUCGUGGACCUGUUAGAGGCGGUUGGAGAGGUGUCGGCGGAGGUGGAUGGCGAGGAAGUGGAAAACAGCCACCGGUAUGUAGACAGUUCUCGAAAAACGGUUUUUGUCGAGUAGGUGAUAAAUGCCAAUAUCUUCAUCCCGGUGUAAACUGUCCGCCGUUUUAAAAGUGAAACUGAAAUAGUGAUACCAAUUAAAUUGGAUAUUAGUGAUUUAAUAUUGACUAUGUGAUAUUGAACGAAUGUCUUCAAUUGGAGGUACCCAAAAAGUGACGAAACAGAAGAGGAGUAGAAUUGGUAGCGUUUUAAUGAUAUAUUCAUAUUAUCGAUGAUUACCCAUGGGACUCAUAUCGAUGACGAUUCGUUUGGAGAGCAGAUUCAAAUGCGCGUGCAAACAAUGCGCAACGCGCAAUUCCCAAAGUGAUCAUAUAGUGAUUAAUGUGCAAUUUUUUAAAAAGAGGUCUCUGACUAUGCAUGAAUACUAUAAUAUUUCUAUUUGAUAAUACUCGAGCAUUCAAAAAUUAUGUAAAUAUAAUGAUAUUUCCAUGAAUGAUAUAAAGUUGUCACAGCAUUCGAUAUGAUCGAAUUGCAUGAAGGAACGAUACAUCCAUGAUCCUUCAUGUAUCCUUCCACCAUGAUUGAUUGCAAGCGCAUUGUAAAAUCGAAUCGUGACCAUACCAAAUUCAUAUCGGCUGCUGGACAGCAGAGCAUUUGAGAGAUUGUUAACGUAAUCCUUUUUUCGGUUCCUUUAAUUCUUACUA